CCACCAAGAGGAGACGCGCUUCUUAGUCCACUUCCGGGUUACCAGCUACUGGGUAGCGGGUUGUUUCUUGUUGAAUUUGUUCAUUACAAAAUUAAAUAUGUCUCUGGAGAUUGAAUCGGCAGACGUGGUCCGACUCAUCAUGCAGUACCUGAAGGAGAACAACCUGCACAGGUCGCUAGCGACCCUCCAAGAGGAGACCACCGUAUCACUAAACACAGUGGACAGCAUUGAGAGCUUUGUGGCAGACAUCAACAGCGGCCACUGGGACACUGUCCUCCAGGCCAUCCAGUCCCUCAAGCUUCCCGACAAGACUCUCGUAGACCUUUACGAGCAGGUUGUGCUGGAGCUCAUAGAGCUGAGAGAGUUGGGUGCGGCACGUUCCCUCCUCAGGCAAACGGACCCAAUGAUCAUGUUGAAGCAGACCCAGCCGGAGAGGUACAUCCACCUGGAGAACCUGCUGGCUCGCUCCUACUUUGAUCCCCGUGAGGCAUAUCCAGAUGGCAGCAGCAAGGAGAAGCGUCGGGCGGCUAUCGCUCAGGCCUUGGCAGGAGAGGUCAGCGUGGUGCCGCCAUCUCGUCUGAUGGCUCUGCUGGGCCAGUCACUCAAGUGGCAGCAGCAUCAGGGUCUUCUUCCCCCCGGGAUGACCAUCGACUUGUUCAGGGGCAAAGCAGCCGUAAAAGAUGUCGAAGAAGAGCAUUUCCCCACGCAACUCAGCAAGCUCAUCAAGUUUGGCCAAAAAUCCCACGUGGAAUGUUCCAGGUUCUCUCCUGACGGGCAGUACUUGGUGACUGGCUCUGUGGACGGCUUCAUCGAGGUGUGGAACUUCACCACGGGCAAAAUCAGAAAGGAUCUGAAGUACCAGGCUCAGGAUAACAUGAUGAUGAUGGACGAUGCCGUGUUGUGCAUGAGCUUCAGUCGUGACACGGAGAUGUUGGCCACCGGUGCCCAAGACGGAAAGAUCAAGGUGUGGAAGAUCCAGAGCGGGCAGUGUUUAAGGAGGUUCGAACGCGCGCACAGUAAAGGAGUCACCUGCCUCACUUUUUGCAAGGACAGCAGCCAGAUCCUUAGCGCCUCCUUUGACCAGACAAUCAGGAUCCAUGGGCUAAAGUCGGGCAAGUCCCUGAAAGAGUUCCGAGGUCACUCGUCGUUCGUCAACGAGGCCACGUUUACCCCUGACGGCCACCACAUCAUCAGCGCCUCCUCCGACGGAACGGUCAAGGUAUGGAAUGUGAAGACAACAGAAUGCAGCAGCACCUUCAAGCCGCUUGGCUCGUCGGCCGGCACCGACAUUACCGUUAACAACGUCCUCCUGCUGCCCAAGAACCCAGAACACUUUGUGGUGUGCAACCGCUCCAACACCGUGGUCAUCAUGAACAUGCAGGGACAGAUCGUGAGGAGUUUCAGUUCAGGUAAGAGGGAAGGAGGUGAUUUUGUGUGCUGCACACUGUCACCACGUGGCGAGUGGAUCUAUUGCGCGGGCGAAGACUUCGUGCUCUACUGUUUCAGCACCGUCACCGGCAAGCUGGAGAGAACAUUGACGGUCCACGAAAAGGACGUGAUCGGCAUUGCCCAUCACCCCCACCAGAACCUUAUCGCCACCUACGGCGAAGACGGCCUCCUGAAACUCUGGAAGCCCUGAAAGAUCCCAGAUGUGAACUCUUGGGUCUUGCUUGUUUGCGUGUGGCAAGGCCACCAGCAUUGUCGAACCCCUGGAGAAAAUCAGAUGCAGCAAGGAACGCAUCACUUGUUGGUGGAUUCCCAAGGGAGUUUAGAAGAUUUUGUGUUCAUGGGUGGAAUUUUUUGUUAUCAACUGCAUUUUUUCUUACUCUUUGUAAAUAUUUUUAUAGGAGUUUUUAUGCUUUUUCCCCUGACGUAUCAGUGACAAACAAUUUCAAUGGGAUUAUUCUAAUCCAUGUUAGAAACAACAAUCACCAUCUCAAUUCUGGACCAGGCAGUUUAUUCCAUUGUCUUUUCACCUUAACUGUUAUUAAAGCUGAUUAAGCAGUG
Messenger RNA from Syngnathus typhle (broad-nosed pipefish), 2007 nucleotides. RefSeq names its product SMU1 DNA replication regulator and spliceosomal factor a (gene smu1a). Gene Ontology annotation, biological process: mRNA splicing, via spliceosome. Gene Ontology annotation, molecular function: protein binding. NCBI's taxonomy places the organism in Eukaryota, Metazoa, Chordata, Actinopteri, Syngnathiformes, Syngnathidae. The record is from RefSeq and is a predicted model, not a curated record. Gene Ontology annotation, cellular component: precatalytic spliceosome. The transcript is spliced from 12 exons. The coding region runs from base 98 to 1639 and encodes 513 amino acids.